Messenger RNA from Cylicostephanus goldi, 464 nucleotides. The record is from the annotation of a GenBank genome assembly. NCBI's taxonomy places the organism in Eukaryota, Metazoa, Nematoda, Chromadorea, Rhabditida, Strongylidae.
AUGAGCGUUCAGCCGCCAUUCCUUACAGGGAAUGAGGAAACAUCUUCCGGUGGUUUGAAAAGACCUCAAAGUGAGCCAGUCAUGUACGCCGAUGUGAAGAGGCCAGCAUUGAACACUCACGCUUAUGCUGAAUAUCGAGCGACCCCAUAUUCUUACUCUACCCCGAAUGUGUACCAGACCAUUUCAACGAUAAAUUUCGCUACUGGUUUUUCACCUGCAAGUUGUGCUUAUUCCAUGGCAGCAAUGACAAUUCCUCCUUCUGAGCAACUGUUUUUUCCACAUGGCUCCAGUGGAGGCAACAUUCGGGAAGAAGUAUAUGGUAAUCCACUGACGCAUGGCGGUUUCAGCCGACAGAAGUAUUCACGAACGAGACGUCUGCCGGCACGUUAUCGAGAUGACGGAUAUGUGUGCAUGCUUGGUGAUGGAAGCCGCGGUAACGAGGUAUAUGCUAGGUUGAAUUGAAA